UAGACCCCUUGGUUUAUCACAGCUUCUCUCCGGAUCCUCGCCAUUUUCACGGUCAAUUCGACGAGUUUCUCCUACCGCCGUCGCCAUGUCUCAGAUCGAUAACCGAAACUCCUCCGCUGUCAAACGUGCCAGAACCGAUGGUGGUCGUAGAGAAGACGACUGGACCUGUCCUAGCUGUGGGAAUGUCAAUUUUUCGUUCAGGACGACUUGCAACAUGCGCAACUGUACCCAACCUAGACCAGCUGAUCAUAAUUCAAAAUCUGCUCCAAGGUCAAUGCCAACCCCGCAGGGCUACUCUUCAUCUUCUCCUUAUGCAGGUUCCGGUGCACCCUCAUCAAUGUAUAUGGGUGUACCUCCUUAUGGUUCAUCCCUAUUUAAUGGAACAUCUAUGCCUCCUUAUGAUGUUCCAUUACCUGGGGGUUCUGCUUAUCAUUACAGCUAUGGCAACCGCCUCUCUGGAGGGAACCCCUAUCGUCCUCUGCAUCUCUCUGGCACACCACCUUACUCUGGUGGGCCUAUGAUAGGAAAUGGUGGUAUGUAUGGUGUUCCUCAGCUAAUGGACCGAUAUGGCUUGGGAUUGCCCAUGGGCCAAACAGCCAUGGGACCACGGCCUGGAUUUUUCCCAGAAGAAACACCCCAAAAGAAAGAUGGAACACGCGAAAACGACUGGAAAUGCCCAAAGUGUGGAAAUGUUAAUUUCUCUUUUAGAACAGUUUGUAACAUGAGGAAAUGCAAUACACCUAAGCCAGGAUCUCAGGCUGGAAAGUCCGGCAAGAGCUCCAAAACAGAUAUGCCUGAAGGGAGCUGGAAGUGUGAUAAAUGUAACAACAUAAAUUAUCCCUUUAGGACCAAAUGUAACAGACAGAACUGUGGUGCAGACAAACCGUUAGAAUCCCAAAAUUCCCCUUCAGAAGAAGAAGAGAACGAUCAGUGAGUUCUAGGACAUGUUUGAGACGGUCCAGAGUUGUUGGUCAGCUGUUGCUCAGUAUGGGUAUGAAAGUCAGUCAUGUCGUCGUCGUCUUCCUGUUGCUGCGGUUAUCGAGUUUCUCUGCUUUGUGAUUCAUGUUGUCAAAAUUGUAGCCAUAUAAAGUUUGGGAUUGUGGUCCUUAGAGAUUUCUUCUACGUGUGGUGAUUCAUCUGAUUGGGUAAGUGUUAUAGGGGGUUAUUGUACCUUUCUACCAUUGACUUGCAUAUGGUUCCAAUAAUGAACAAUUAGGAUUGUGUUGAUAUGACC
Messenger RNA from Cynara cardunculus var. scolymus (artichoke), 1234 nucleotides. RefSeq names its product ranBP2-type zinc finger protein At1g67325-like. The transcript has 10 exons. The record is from RefSeq and is a predicted model, not a curated record. The coding region runs from base 86 to 934 and encodes 282 amino acids. NCBI's taxonomy places the organism in Eukaryota, Viridiplantae, Streptophyta, Magnoliopsida, Asterales, Asteraceae.